AUGCAAGGGAGGCUGAUACUGCGCCCUGUGCUGUUGUUGCCAGCUGUGUCCGCUGCGUUCCGGCGCCCGCAUUCAGCGCGGACCACGUCGAGGAUCGAGACGCGCGUGAGCUCACGGUCCGACGUGCGAGCCAGCGCUUCGAACCAGAUCUCGUCUGCAAGCGAGGAGCGCUCUGCCGCCAUGGGAACCGGGUCCGCAGCCGCGCUCGGCGCACCCCUGUCCCCGGUCACAGUGGACCCGGCGACGUACCCCGCAGCGCGCCGCGACGAGUCCGUCGUCGACCAGCUCCACGGAGUCCAGAUCCCGGAUCCGUACCGGUGGCUGGAGGACCCGGACUCGGAAGAGACCAAGGCGUUCGUCGCGGCGCAGAACGAGGUCACCGACGCGCUCCUGGCGGCGUGUCCGUCGCGCGAGGCGUUCAAGCAGCGCAUGACGGAGAUGUGGGACUACGAGAAGUUCGGCUGCCCGUUCCGCCGCGGGAAGCGCGUGUUCUACUACCACAACAGUGGGCUGCAGGCUCAGUCGGUCCUGUGGAUGCAGGACGCGCUCGACGCGCCCGCGAAGGUGCUCCUGGACCCGAACACGCUCUCGGAGGACGGCACCGUCGCGCUGGGCGGCGCGUCGUUCAGCGAGGACGGCACGCAUCUGGCGUACAAGCUCAGCUCCGGUGGGUCUGACUGGCAGACGAUCCACGUGCUGCGCAUCGACGACGCGGGGCAGCGGCACGACCUGCCCGACAAGCUGACGCACGUCAAGUUCUCGUCGCUGGCGUGGACGCACGACGGGCGCGGGUUCUUCUACUGCCGCUUCCCGAAGCCCAGGGACGAGAAUGGGGGGGAGUUGGGGACUGAGACUGACAUCAACCUCAACAUGGAGCUGUACUACCACGUCCUCGGGACGCCGCAGGACGAUGACGUGGUCGUCUGGAAGGACCCGGAGCACCCGUCGUGGAUGUGCGGCGCGGAGGUCUCCGACGACGGCCGCUACCUCCUCCUCUCCGUCUCCGUCGGGUGCCAGCCCAUGAACCGCCUGUGGUACGCCGACCUCGCGGCCGUCCCGCGCGGCGCCGGCCCGGACGGCCAGGCGCUCUCGCUCCAGCAGGGCGCGCUGCAGAUCAAGCCCAUCGUCGACGACUUCUCCGCGUCGUGGGACUACGUCGCGAACGAGGGCGCCGCACUCACGCUGCACACAAACCACAACGCGCCGCGGUACCGCCUCGUCCGCGUCGACCUCGACGCGUUCGACGCCGCCGCGGGCCCCGCUGCGUUCGCGGAGGUCGUCCCGCAGCACGAGAAGGACGUGCUCGAGUGGGCGACGGCGCUCCAGGGCGACGCGCUCGUUCUGUGCUGGAUGCGCGACGUGAAGAACGCGCUCGAGCUGCGGAGCCUCGCGGACGGGCGCGCGGUCGCGGAGAUCCCGCUGCCGGGCAUCGGGGCCGUGCAGGGCUUCGCGGGGCGCCGCGAGGACGCGGACUGUUUCUUCAAGUUCGUGUCGUUCACGGAGCCGGGCGCGAUCUUCCGGUGCGACGUCGCGGGCGGCGCGCCGAAGACGGAGACGUUCCGGAGCGUCAAGCUGCCCGGCGGGGUCGACCUCGGCACGCUCGAGACCCGCCAGGUGUUCUGCAAGUCCAAGGACGGCACGUCGGUCCCGAUGUUUGUGGUUCACAAGAAGGGCAUGAAACUGGACGGGUCGGCGCCCGCGCUCCUGUACGGCUACGGAGGGUUCAACAUAUCGCUGACGCCGUCCUUCAGCGUCGCGCGGCUCGUCUUCGCGCUCGGGUACGGCGGCGUGCUGGCCUACGCCAACUGCCGCGGGGGGGGGGAGUACGGCAUCGGCUGGCGCGAGGCCGGCUCGGUCCUGAACAAGCAGAACGUGUUCGACGACUUCCAGGCCUGCGCCGAGCACCUCAUCGCCGAGAAGCUGACGUCCCCGGCGCGCCUCGCGAUCGAGGGGGGGUCCAACGGGGGCCUUUUGGUGGCGGCGUGCUGCAACCAGCGCCCGGACCUGUACGGCUGCGUGAUUGGACGCGUCGGCGUCAUGGACAUGCUGCGCUUCCACAAGUUCACUAUCGGUCACGCGUGGACCACGGACUUCGGGGACCCCGACAAGGAGGGGGAGUUCCAGUGUCUGCUUCGAUACUCCCCCCUGCACAACGUGCGGCGGCCCGAGGGCGGCACGCAGAACUACCCGCCCGUGAUCCUCACGACGGGCGACCACGACGACCGCGUCGUGCCCCUGCACAGCCUCAAGCUCAUCGCGACGCUGCAGCACGAGCUGUGCAUGUCAGGAGAGUCCCCCCAGCGCAACCCCCUUGUCGUGCGCGUCGAGGUGCGCGCCGGGCACGGCGCCGGGAAGCCGACGGCCAAGGUCAUCCAGGAGACGGCCGACGUCUACGCCUUCGCGGCGCACGUCAUGAACGUGCAGUGGCAGGCAUAG
Pedinophyceae sp. YPF-701 is the source of this 2436-nucleotide messenger RNA. NCBI's taxonomy places the organism in Eukaryota, Viridiplantae, Chlorophyta, Pedinophyceae. The record is from the annotation of a GenBank genome assembly.